GUUUUUCUUUAAAACUCCCUCCACAGAAAAUAUUUCCAAACUUAAGUUGCAGUUUUGAGCCCCCCUAUUAAUCCAUAGUUAUCAAAAGGUCCUUUUCAAUUUCAAUGUUCGGAUCUGUAGUGGGUAAACAUUACAGAAGCUCUUUCUCUUGGUAAUUCCCCUGCACAGCCACAAGUUUAUCUUGUCUACUCGGCAGAGAGCUAGAAACCAUUCACACAAAAUCCUAUUUAUGAAUAUGUUAAAAGAAUUGUAAGAUACUCAAGGCUGCUGCAGUUCUCUUUCGGAGUACAUAGUUUAAAAGGUUUUGGAUGUGGUGGUAACAAUUUAACAUGAAAUUGCUAGAAAGUGAUACAGAAUUGUAAGAGGUGCGAUUUUUUAAAAUGCAAAGUUUGGCGAUGGUUGAGCCUAUGAUGAAAUUUAUGCUUAAAUUAAGUGAAUAGGAAAACUUGUGAAACAGAAUACAGCUGUUGGAUCUGCGAAAUGGAUUUUGACUGAUUUUGCCUCUUUCUGGUGAUGAGACUUAGUGUCAUGUUAUUUGAGGGCCUGAGAUUGUAUCUCCCGGCUAAUCCUUUCUUGCUUAAAAACUGUUUACUCUUUGCUGGUUUAAUUUGUCAAUCUUAUGCUUGAUGGUAACUCAAACUUAAUUUUGGACUAUGUUAGACAUUAUUAGAUUGGCAUAACUGUGGGGUAGUUAUUGUCUUUAACGAGUUGGGAUUAAUUUAAUUGAACAUGUCUCGUACUUUCUCUUGCGGGCCUCUCAUUAGAUUCUGGAAAGUUUUCUUUUCUUAUUUUCAUUAUUAGAAGAGUCUGCCUCUUGAAGAAUUCGAGUGGUUAUUGACUCAGUUCAGAUUAGUAAUCGGACUUUACAGUCAACUUUUGCAAUUUCUAGUUUGUGACCUCGUUGAGAGUACUUGAAAUGUCAAGAUUGUACAGCCAGUGAUUGAGAACAGAAUUAGGGGGAGGCAUAUUAGGCCCAAAGACUCUGUGGUCUCGCAUGCCCUUCUUUUGGUUAAGCAAUGAUGCAUCUUACUCUUCUUGGUUCGUAGUUGGGUAUCUUAAGAGUCCUUCUUACCCCUCAUUUUCCAAUCCAGUUCAGGUGAUUGCUAUCUUCUCAAGUCUGAAGUCUGUGAUUUAAAAGAAAAGAACAUACUCCCCAGGGGUGCUUGGCAACCCCUUCCACAUCUUUAGGAACACACCUAAGCAAUUCUAAAUGCUCUUUAGUCAUAAAUGUAAUAUGAGAAUCUUUUUCCUAAAAAUCUUUGACUUUAUUCCUUUGGGUAGAGAAUUCCAUGAACCUAGAUGCAAGGUAUAAACAUCCUCCUAUUAUUAUGGGAUCGUUUGACGUGUAAUGUGGGUGAUUAGGUUAUUUGACCUUUGAAUGGAAUUUUGGGAAGCUGAUUUCUGCACAUUAUUAACUUAGAUUUUUUGUUACUUUUGUUUAAUUAACCAAGUUACCUUUUAUUCUGAAAUUUAAAUUGGCAUUGCGGUCUAAUGUUUCUGUUGCAAUUGGUAGAGUGAAUUUUUGUGAACUAGCAUGAAGAGUUUAAAGUUUAAACAGCACCACAUUGGUUAGAAAUGUUAUCUGUACAUCUCUUACAAAUUCUUUUUAAGCUAGGUUGUAGAUUCGUGUGUUUAGAGGGUUAAACUCUUGUGGUAUCUGCUCUCUUUUGAUAUUGGGAAAGGAACAAAAAUUUUGAUGGAGGAAUUUUGCUUUUUAAAUGUUUGAUAACAGUUAUUUUUUUCAUCCCUAAUAGAAGCAUCGUUGGUUUUCAUAUAUUAAUAUCGUGCAUAUGAGGGCAUGCCUUUUGUUAUUUUGUUUGGGGAGCAUGCUGCUGCUUCUUUCUUUCUCCUCCCCCUCCUCUCAUUUCAUUGGCAGUUGUCUUUGAGCAGGUGAAUCAUGGGAAACAAACCUGCAAGGCCACAAAAAGAUAAGGAAACAGUGCUGUUGAAGAUAGUACCUCCUUUAGAUCAAUCAUAUGUCCGUUGGCUUUUCCGAGAUCUUGAGAGAAUUCAUGGGUUUGCUCCUAGAAAUCCAAAGGCAAUUAAACCUCCAGAUCAUUAUAUUGAGUACAUGCGCUUGAAUGGGUGGUUAGAUUUGGACCUAGAUGACCCUGAUCUUUCGCAUUUGUUGAAAUGAGUUUGGUUUGUGUUUAUCCCAGAAAUGGCUGAAACAAAGAAGCUAAACAGAUUCCCUUUUCUUGUACGGGCAUUGCGUAUAUGAACACAACCUGUUUGGACUUGGUAAGGUUAAUAUUGUAGUCAAUGUGCUGCACUUCUAGAGAUGCAUAUUGGUUAGAAAAUGGGUAUGUAUUCCUUCUGUUCUAUACUAGGUGAUCCUUUCUGUUAUAUAAUGUAUGUAGAAAAUAUUUUUAAUCUCCUUUUCCAUUGGUUGAUAACAUAUUUCUAGACUCCAUGCUUAAUGAAUAGAUGGAUAUGUUAUUUGUUGCCCAGAAAACUAAUUGUAGAGCAUGAUGUUUUAAUGACACUUGUACCUGACUAGAGACCGGAAAUACAAAUAUUACUGGGCCAUAAAAAUGCAUAUCUUUUCUUUUUGUUCUAAAAAUGAUACAAGAGAACCAAUUAGCUAAUAUUAAAAUCUAGGGUGACACAAAUUAUCCUAGGAAUAUUGCUUAUUAUUAAUCUCACGAAUCACAUAGCCACUAUUUUGUGUAUCAAUUUUUCAAAAUUUCAUAAUACAAAAUUAUUCUUAUCUCUUAAAGUUAAAGAAAAAAAAUAAAAGAGAACGUUGUCAAAUGGGCUACUCAUGACCCAAUCCUUCGUGAGAUAAUAUCUCAGCCCAAAUUUGAUUUAAAGUUCAUGGUCAAGUCCAAUCAAUAAAUCUGGGCCUGGACUUUGAUAGUGAUGUUUAGAUAAUGCACUUGAUAAUCUUUAUUUUGGGUAGGCGCACAUUGGAUUGUGAACCAAUCAGAAUCAGACAACUCAGCAGUUUAAGAAAUUAAACCGUAGCACCGAAGGUACUAUAAGGCGCGAAUUGCCGUUUCGAAAGGUGGCCGAUUUAUGACUCUUUUGCGGUCAGACAAACUCAACCUGGAAUUCUACUAGAAGUUCUUAUAGCAUCAUAUUUCGUUGUCAAUUUCUUUAAUUGUAUUUAUGCAUUUUGCGUACAGAAAUCUUCUUAAUUCUUACGUUUUAGGAUUUGAUACUAAGAUUAAUACUCUCUCCUGAAUCCUGAUCUCACGAUUAAAAUUUUUUUUAAAAUAUUACUUAGUUUCUUUCACUUAUUAUUCGUGAAUUUUUCGUGGGCUCGUGUGUGUUUAUAUUUUUUCUACUUUUUGGACUACAUAAAAACAUUACACAUUGAAAUUUCUGAAUACUCUAAAUAUAUAGUACAAUUCACAACUUGUAAUGAGUUAACUUUUUUCUAAAAUAGAAGUUUUUCUUUUUGUAGACUGUGCAUUGACAAUUAACACAAUAUGCUAACCUUGCAAGC
Messenger RNA from Oldenlandia corymbosa var. corymbosa, 3451 nucleotides. The record is from the annotation of a GenBank genome assembly. Lineage: Eukaryota; Viridiplantae; Streptophyta; Magnoliopsida; Gentianales; Rubiaceae.